This is a messenger RNA of Recurvomyces mirabilis, 2058 nucleotides long. RefSeq lists its product as uncharacterized. NCBI's taxonomy places the organism in Eukaryota, Fungi, Ascomycota, Dothideomycetes, Mycosphaerellales, Teratosphaeriaceae. The transcript has 7 exons. Bases 1 to 2058 code for a protein of 685 amino acids. The record is from RefSeq and is a predicted model, not a curated record. Gene Ontology annotation, biological process: amine metabolic process. Gene Ontology annotation, molecular function: primary methylamine oxidase activity; copper ion binding; quinone binding.
AUGGGCUCAACAGGAAUUGUCUACCGCCAUCCACUGGCACAGUUGACACUUGACGAGACCAACGAGGCUCGCGAUGUGAUCGUCAAGCUCCACUCAGACGCUGUGGUCAGUUUCCGGAUCAUCAGCCUGCAAGAACCUGCCAAAGCAGAUCUCGUACCGUUACUGGAGCUUGAGCACGCUGGGAAGCUUCGGUCUGACAGUCCGCGACCACCACGACUUGCUAAAGUCCACUACGAUGUCAUUGGCGGUAGCAAGAAGCCUGUCUACUGUGAAGCUGUGGUGAACAUUGAAGCAUGCAAGAGGAUCUCGCAUGAGACUCUUCCUGAUGAUGUCCAUGCCUGCCUGACUACACACGAAUUUGGCGUCUUCGUCGAAGUCUGUAAAGCUUCCGAGCUCUUCCAAGCAACGAUGAAGGAGUUCGACCUCCCCGAAGGCUUUGACGUCGUGAUCGAACCAUGGCCCUACGGAGGUCUGGACACUACAGACGAGAACAGACGUUAUUUCCAAGGCUUAAUCUUUGCAGUCGACGAGAGAACGAAAAACCCAGAUUCGAACUUCUAUGCCUUCCCGCUACCAGUGAUUCCGAUCAUGGACUGGAGCAAACGCGAGAUCAUCCGGAUCGACCGACCAGCUACUGGUGGUAAAGGCGAUGCUCUGACUGGUAAGACCCAUGCUAAGGGCAUCCUUGACCAUUGCAAGCCUGCAGAGUAUGUGCCUGAGCUACUGCCUGGUGGUUUGAGAAAGGAUCUGAAGGAGCUCAACGUUGUUCAGCCGGACGGGCCAUCGUUCUCCGUCAACGACGAUAACCUGAUCGAAUGGCAGAAAUGGAGGUUUCGAGUGACAUUCAACUCCCGUGAAGGUGCUGUGCUGCACGAUCUCCACUAUGAUGGCAGAAGUGUGCUCUACCGGUUGGCCAUCAGCGAGAUGACCGUGCCCUAUGCAGACCCAAGGAAUCCUUAUCAUCGCAAGCAAGCCUUUGACUUUGGCGACGGAGGUCUUGGGCAUUGCACGAACAACCUUGAGCUAGGCUGCGAUUGCCUCGGAGUCAUCAAGUACUUCGAUGGCGUUGUCGUUGGUCCAGACGGCACAGGUGUGAAAGCACCAAACGUCAUCUGCCUGCAUGAGCAAGACAACGGCAUCAACUGGAAGCACACCAACUGGAGGACUGGACGUGCUGUCGUGUCGCGUCGCCGUGAGCUCGUCGUACAGUUCAUCAUCACAUUGGCAAACUAUGAAUAUGUGUUCAAUUUCAAACUUGACCAAGCUGGUGGCAUCAUGGUCGAGACACGAGCUACCGGUAUCGUCAGUGUUGUCAACAUUGACCCGGACAAGACUGCUCCAUGGGGGAACGUCGUCGGCCCAGGUGCUCUUGCGCAAAACCACCAACACAUUUUCUGCGUUCGCAUCGAUCCUGCAAUUGAUGGCCACGCCAACACCGUCGUCCAGCAGGAGUCAUUACCACUGCGCAUGAAUCCGAAGACGAAUCCAAAAGGCAACUUUUACGAAGUACUCGAUACGCGGAUCGAGACUUCUGCAGGAGUCGAUGCCGCACCGCACAACAAUCGAGUCUUCAAGAUCCAGAAUCUCGACAAGAAGAAUCCUAUCUCCGGAAAGCCAGUGGGUUACAAGAUUGUGCCACCGCCAACUCAGAAGCUGCUUGCAGAUCCCGAGAGUACGCAGGCAAAGAGAGCAACAUUCGCUCAGCAUCACCUGUGGGUGACCAAGUACAAGGAGGAUGAGCUGUACGCAGCUGGCCGACACACCUUACAGAGUAGGCAAGAAAGCGGUGGCGUGACCGAUGCUGUUGCUCGGAACGAGAACACACUGCAAUCUGACAUCGUGGUGUGGUCUUGCUUUGGCUUAACACAUAACCCUCGCGUAGAGGACUGGCCGGUUAUGCCCGUCGAGAUCAUCCAACUACCAAUUGUACCGUCGGACUUCUUCACGAGCAAUCCUGCUCUCGACGUGCCUUCGCAACGCAACCAGACUUCACGACUGGCUAACGGCGACGGCAACGGUGCUAACGGGCAAUGCUGUAAUGGCAACACGGCUCAUUGA